CAGAGAACAUACGCAAAUACAUGAUAACCUAACCCUCGUCAUUGACAUGCUCCAGCUCACUACUUUCAGGUUAGCCAGCUAUCGAGCCCAUCGGCUUGCUGCAUUCAAUAGCUCCGUAGUUUGCUACAGAUCUGCACGAGCUUUGAACUCUUGGACCACGUCAUGUGGUCCGCAGAAGCAGCGGCCACAACUCACUGCCCGGAGUAGACAUCUUUCAACAUCACCUUCAACAGCAGACGAUGCUGCGUUGUCGACAAAAGCACCCUCUUCUGGAGAUAGCCAAGCUGAGCCGGUUACUUACCAUGGUCCACUUACACAGACAUUCCGUCGUCUCAAAAUUUUCUCCCUGACAUCCUUGGGUCUGUCAUGUAUCAUGACCCCAUUCAUCUUCAUCGUCGAAUCAUCGCUUCCUCUAUCUGCUCGAAUCGUUCUAGCCAUGACCGCACUUUCCACAAGUUCUAUCUCGACCGCCCUCGUUGGGUGGUCCGGCGCAUCCUACGUCAUCGACCUGCAAAGGGUUUCGCCAGUCGACAAUGGCGGUAUCGAAGGCAUCGAGAUGACCACGCUUACGCUCACGCUGAAAAAGCUCGUCACGCGCGUGUACGACGCUGACUUCUUAGUAGACACGAAGCGACCAUUUGCAAAGUGGGCGCUCGCGCAAAGUGUCCUACUGCCACCUCCAAAAGAGGACGCACUCAUGGCGGUGAAAGGUGGCGCACCGGGCGAGGAAGAAACGAUAGCGGAAACCUUCAAUGCUGCGGGCGAGAUUGUGGGACGGUGGAUUGUGAAAUGGGAAAAUGAUGGUGCAGGAACAUGUCGUGGAACAGGAAAGGUCGUGCGAUACUUUAAUGUGCACGAAGAGCUGCUGUGACAGCUGUGCAUCUAGGUUAUUGCUUCGAGUAAGCAGGAUUUUUGUCGUUACUCUAGUGACCACCGUCAUUUUUACGGAGUAACCACAAAAAUUAUGCGCA
Suillus discolor is the source of this 971-nucleotide messenger RNA. RefSeq lists its product as uncharacterized. Gene Ontology annotation, biological process: mitochondrial proton-transporting ATP synthase complex assembly. The coding region runs from base 47 to 871 and encodes 274 amino acids. Gene Ontology annotation, cellular component: mitochondrial membrane. The transcript is spliced from 2 exons. The record is from RefSeq and is a predicted model, not a curated record. Lineage: Eukaryota; Fungi; Basidiomycota; Agaricomycetes; Boletales; Suillaceae.